This is a messenger RNA of Leptosia nina, 969 nucleotides long. NCBI's taxonomy places the organism in Eukaryota, Metazoa, Arthropoda, Insecta, Lepidoptera, Pieridae. The record is from the annotation of a GenBank genome assembly.
AUGGCUUUAUUACCUCCCGAUCCAGUGUACACUAUCCGAAAUGUCGAUAAUACGCCGGUUUAUUCUUUGGCGUUUAAUUUUCUACCCGGCGGUCUCGAGAGGUUACUAGCCGGUUCAAAAAAUGGUUAUGUUUAUGCAUACAACCUUCAGACAAACCGAGUCCAACAAAAAAUCAAAGUUGGUCAAGCUCCCAUCUUACAUCUUAUUCACACAGAAGACCAGUUGAUAACUCAAGAAAAAGGUGGAAAGUAUAAAAUAUUUAAUUUAACAAACUCUGGCUACAAAGAGGACUCUGUUAUUGACAUAGAUUAUCCUGGCUUCUGCCGUUUUGAAGCCAACACAAAACUCAAAUUACUGUAUGUACCUGAUAGGGAAUCCCAGAUAUACUUAUACAACUUUUCUGGGGAAAAAAUUGGAAAUUUGAAACCAGAAACAUCAGAGCAAAAGCUUGGAGACCCAAUGUGCAUUAAAUAUAUAGAAUUGGCAGCAGAUAAAGCUCACUUACUAGUGGGUUAUGAAGCUGGAUGGCUCCUCCUUUGGGAUCUCAACACUAGUCAAUGUAUUGGAAAACUCCAAACUAAAGAAUGUCCUAUGUCUGUGGAUUUCUACAUUGAACAACAUAAGGGCAUUAUUGGCAAUGCCUCAAAUGUGAUACAAGUUUUUAGCAUAGGAAGAAAAGACUUAAGCUUGGCCCAUGGUACUGAUAUAAGUAUUAAAAAUCCAGGAAUCAAUAAAGUUCAAUCGAGGUCUGAUGGAAAAGUUUUUGUUUCUGGUGGUUGGGAUGGACAUAUCAGGAUAUUUUCCUGGUUCUCCCUGCGACCACUUGUUGUUUUAACUGAGCAUAAAAGAGCUGUUCAGGAUGUGGUGUAUUCUGAGCAGAAGGUUUCAAUGUGGAAUGCAAAUUUAAUGGCAGCUGGUGGUCUCGAUGGAGUUAUUACUCUUUGGGAUUUGUAUAACAAAAAGCAGUAA